AUGUUUUUUAAACCGGCCCUUCUACUUGCUCUCGGCAUCCCCAGCGCCUUGGGGGCUCUCCCAAGCCGAACAGAGAAAGCAAAAUAUGUUGAUUGGAAGUCAUUUAAGGCAUAUGGCGUCAACCUCGGCGGCUGGCUCGUCCAGGAAUCGACUAUCGACACACUCUGGUGGAACACCUAUUCUGGAGGUGCCGAGGAUGAAUGGGGUCUUUGUGAAAACCUCGGCUCGCAGUGUGGGACAGUGCUUGAGAAGCGCUACGCGAGCUGGAUCACUACUGCCGACAUUGACAAGGCCGCCAAAUCCGGUAUCACCCUUCUACGGAUCCCCACAACCUACGCAGCUUGGAUUAAGUAUCCUGGCUCAAAACUCUACUCGGGCAACCAGACUACCUACCUCGAGAACAUCGCUACGUAUGCUAUCAAGCGCUAUGGGAUGCACAUCGUCCUUGGUGUCCACGGUCUUCCUGGCGGAAUCAAUGGCUUGACUAUUGGCGAGGCUGCUGGUCAUUGGGGCUGGUUCAACAAUCAGACCAACUUCGAUUAUUCUAUGCAAGUUAUGGAUGCCGUUAUCGAGUUCAUCCAGAGCUCCGGCCACCCGGAGUCGUACACCCUUUCGCCUAUUAACGAACCGGCCGAUAAUGUCGAUCUAUCCGUGUUCGGAACCUCCGCCGCUCUCUCCGAUGCAGGUGCCGCUUGGGUCUUGAAGUAUAUCCAAGCAGUGCUUGACCGUGUCACUGCGGUGAACAAGAAUAUUCCCGUCAUGUUCCAAGGCAGUUUUAAGGGCGAGAAAUACUGGUCUGGCAACUUCUCUCGCAGUGAGAAUCUGGUUUUCGACGUGCAUAACUAUUAUUUUGAGGGCCGCAACACCACUUCUCUAAACGUGCCAUCUUACAUGUGCACCGAUGCUAAAACCACUCCAGGCGAUGGAAAGUUUCCCACUUUUGUCGGCGAAUGGUCUAUUCAGACGCAAUAUAACAAUAGCUUUGCUUUGCGCGAGCGCAACCUGAACUACGGUUUGGGUGCAUUUCACAAAUAUUCGCACGGCGCAUCUUAUUGGACUUGGAAAUUCUCUGGCAAUGCUACCGUUGAUGGACAAGGAACACAAGCUGACUACUGGAGCUACGAAGCGUUGAUUGAUCGGGGAUACUUCCACCCCAAUGCUAGCGGUCUGGAGCAUUGUUCUUAA
Penicillium longicatenatum is the source of this 1185-nucleotide messenger RNA. RefSeq lists its product as uncharacterized. Gene Ontology annotation, cellular component: cell surface; extracellular region. Bases 1 to 1185 code for a protein of 394 amino acids. The transcript has a single exon. Gene Ontology annotation, molecular function: glucan exo-1,3-beta-glucosidase activity. NCBI's taxonomy places the organism in Eukaryota, Fungi, Ascomycota, Eurotiomycetes, Eurotiales, Aspergillaceae. Gene Ontology annotation, biological process: glucan catabolic process. The record is from RefSeq and is a predicted model, not a curated record.